Messenger RNA from Caenorhabditis angaria, 3631 nucleotides. Lineage: Eukaryota; Metazoa; Nematoda; Chromadorea; Rhabditida; Rhabditidae. The record is from the annotation of a GenBank genome assembly.
AUGUCAGCAAGAGCAGUCAGCGAAUUUUCCGGCAAGGAAAUUUUGUACAAAUACUUUGAAGGAACCGGACUCGUCAACUCGCCGUAUUCUUCUCGUGUAAAAAUUGAUAACAAUUUCAAUAAAAUCGGUAUAAACGAUGAAUGGUUAACCAAUGGAGUGAGUUGUCCCACAAAAAUCUUUGGUUAAACCCCUAAUUUUUUUCAGAAAGGAGUCAUCAAGCCAGAUCAAUUGAUCAAAGGCCGUGGAAAGAUGGAUUUGGUCAAAAUUGGUUCGCCGGAAGAAUUGAACGAUUGGCUCAACAGUAAUGCCAACAGACGUGUUAAAAUCGGUAGCUCAACUGGAACUCUCCAGACAUUUAUUGUUGAACCAUUCUGUGAUCACCAAGAAAUCGAUAAAAUGUAUAUUGCGAUUACCAGCAACAAAGAAAAGGAUACACUUAUGUUCCUUAAGCAUGGUGGUGGUAAUAUCGGAAAUGUUGAGAGCAAAGCCAGAUUCCUCAAAAUCCCGGUUCAAGUUGACGAUAAUGCGAUGUCUCCAACUGAUGAACAAUUGGACACACUUAUUGGAGUCGAUCUUCCGAAUUUCGAAGUUGUCAAGAAGUUUGUCGAUCUAUUGUACAAAGGUUAUAAAGAACUUCACUUUACAUAUUUGGAAAUCAAUUCCUUUGGUAAGAAUUUUAGGUUGGAAUUUUCAGAGUUUCCCUAAUCAAUAAUCAAAAAUAAAUAAAUUACAGUGUUUGUCAACAAUCAAAUUCAUAUUAUUGAUCUUGCUGCAAAGUUAGAUAAAUCUGCUUUCUAUACCUGUCGUGAUAAAUGGAGAAGUCGCCAAACUCCAAUGUCUGCACCAAUGCCAGUCGAUUUCCCAGCUCCAUUUGGUCGUGAUUUGACUGAAGAAGAGCAAUUUAUUGCUAAAUUGGAUGCCGAAACUGGAGCUUCAUUAAAGCUGACGACUUUCAACAGAAACGACCGUGUUUCGACAAUUUUUUCCAAUGAGGAUCUUAGUCUAGCCUUCCGGUAAGGAGUUUUCAGAACCUAGACCCAUAGCUUCCAAUCGCCUGCCGCCUGCGAUGCUCAUCUUUCCACUUAAAUUGUUAUUGUUUUCAGAGACUUCUUGGGAAAACAAAAUGUGUUGGCGAACAUGGGUGAAUAUUCCGAUGAUUCGUCGGUGUUCCAAGUCUUCACUCUUACCGAUACAAUUCUAUCUAUUAUGAUUGAAGGAGAGCCCCGAAGCGAUGGAAAAAUAUUGAUCAUCUGUGGAUCUAUCACCAAUUUCAUGAACGAUGGAAAAAAUUUUGAAGUGAGUUUUAUCAGAAAAUAUCAAUUAAAUCUUGAUAAUGAUAAUUUUGCAGGGAAUUGUCAAGGCUAUUGAAAUCUCCAUCACCAAACUCAAGGAGCACGAAGUCACCGUUUAUGUUCGAUGUGAUGGUCCGAAUUAUCAAGAAGGAUUGCGUUGUCUCAAAGAUGCUGCCGCCGAAGUCGAACUUCCAGUCCAUGUUUUUGGACCAGAAACGAAUAUGGCUGCAAUUGUCGGAGCCGCUCUCGGAACUAAUCCUCUUCCAUCAAUCCCCAUCGAGCCAAUGCCCAUCGAUGCCCAUCGAGCCACUGGACAAUUCUUGUUGAGUCCUGAAAGAAACACGGCUACUACUGAACGUCAACCAGCUUCACCGGAAUCAACAUCGACUGAAGCCAAACCUUCGAAUCAAACUACUUUCCGUGGAUUGUUUGAAAAUGAUACCAAAGCAAUCAUCUGGGGAGAACAAACUGAUGCUAUCCAGGUAUGAAUUUUCAGCAAGAUGUAUGUAUCAGAACCGAAAAAAUAAUUAUUUCAGGGUAUGCUUGAUUUCGAUCAUGUCUGCCUAAGACAUACACCAUCGGUUGUUGCAUCAAUAUAUCCAUCCACUGAAGACAACACGCAGAAAUACAACUUUGGACUGAAGGAAGUUCUCAUCCCUGCAUACAAAUCAAUGGCCAAAGCAUUUUCUACUCAUCCAGAAGCUUCUGUGAUGGUCACAUUUGCACCAACGAGCAUGGUUUAUGGAACUGUAUUGAAAGCAUUGGAAUUCCCUCAACUCAAAGUCAUUGCCAUUAUUGCUGAAGGUGUCCCAGAGAACCGAACCAGGAAAUUGUUAAAAGUUGCCGCUGAACGCGGUGUCACAUUGAUCGGUCCAGCAACAGUCGGAGGAAUCAAACCAGGUUGCUUCAAGAUUGGAUACACUGGAGGAAUGAUGGACAAUAUUCUCUCAUCAAAACUCUACCGUCCAGGAAGUGUUGCCUACGUCUCGAGAUCAGGUGGAAUGUCCAACGAAUUGAACAACAUUAUCUCACAAAACUCCAAUGGUGUUUAUGAGGGAAUUGCGAUUGGCGGCGAUAGAUAUACAGGAAGCAGCUAUGUUGAACACAUUGCAAGAUAUCAAGCUGAUGAUCGUGUCAAAAUGAUUGUUUUGCUUGGUAAAGUUGGUGGCACUGAAGAAUAUAAAAUUGUAGAAAUGCUCAACAGAGGAGAAAUCACGAAACCCUUGGUUGCUUGGUGCAUCGGAACUUCUGCAGAUCAUAUCACUAAUGAUUUUAAACUUGCCGAAACUGCAGAUUGCAAAAACGCUGUUCUUCGUGGUGUUGGAGCAAUCGUUCCCAUAUCAUUUGGCGAACUUGGAAACAAAAUCCGCGACACUUAUGAAAAAAUAUUUGUGCCACAACCCGAAGUUCCACCAUCACCAGUUCUAAUGGAUUAUGCGUUGGCAAGAGAUUUGGGACUGAUUCUUAAACCAGCAUCAUUCAUGACUUCGGUUUGUGAUGAACGUAGGGAGGAAUUGUUUUAUGGUGGAGUUUCAUACACCAAAAUUUCGGAGAGUGGACUAGGAAUCGGCACUAAUCUUGGACUUUUCUGGUUUGAGGUAAAUCAAUACUUGUGGUGGAAACUUAUAAAUGAUUUGUACAUUUCAGAAAAAUCUCCCAUUGUAUGUAAUAACGUUCAUUGAAAUGGCCAUAAUUAUCACAUCGAAUUCACAUUCUCGUAAUGAUUUCUUUUCGGGCCGUACCACUCAAAACCGAUAUGGUGGAGCUCUCGAUGAUGCUGUUGAACAGUUCACCAACGCUGUGGACAAUGGCUGGUCUCCAAUGCAGUUUGUCAAUCAUAUGGCUGACGAAAAAAAACGCAUUGCGGGAAUCGGUCACAGUGUCUAUAAUGUACGUUUUUUCUCCAAAAUCUUCAUCUGCAUUAUGGGAAAAACGUUGUUUUUUUCUCGUAUUGUUCCACUAUUAAGAACUCAUUACAUUCAAAAUAUACUCUAUAAAUCUUUUUUUUUCAGAAGAAUAAACGCUAUUUGCGUGUUGAGAGCAUUAAAAGUUAUGCAAUGAAUCGAUCGGAAUUCACCCAAGAAACUCCACUUCUCGAAUUCGCAUUGGAAGUUGAGAAAAUUAUGACUGCUAAGAAGCCAAAUCUCAUCCUUAAUGUUGAUGGUUUAAUUGGUGUCGUUUUUGUCGACAUUCUUCGCCAUAGCAAAUGUUUCACACCAGCCGAAGCUCAAGAAAUCAUCGAUAGCCGAACAUUGAAUGCACUCUUGAUUUUUGGUCGAAGACUUUGUGACAUCGGAUUUUUUUUGAGAGAAUCUCGUUUGUUCCAAGGUCAUCAUUGA